AUGGGGGGCAUGGAGUGCGACGAGGGACCGGCGAUCGGCAUCGACCUCGGGACGACCUACUCCUGCGUGGCCGUGUGGCGGCAGUCGCACAACCGAGUGGAGAUUAUCCCCAACGACCAGGGCAACCUCACCAUGCCCUCCUGCGUUGGCUUCACCGAGGCUUGGAGGCUCAUCGGCGACGCGGCUAUGAACCAGGCCGCCAUGAACCCCGUCAACACCGUCUUUGGUAAGGACCGUACCACAGACAUCUUCCGCUAA
Triticum turgidum subsp. durum (durum wheat) is the source of this 258-nucleotide messenger RNA. The record is from the annotation of a GenBank genome assembly. Lineage: Eukaryota; Viridiplantae; Streptophyta; Magnoliopsida; Poales; Poaceae.